AUUUCUAAGCUAGGCCUUAAUUUCUUACCGUUAUACUUCAAAAUAAAAUUAUUGUUGUUUACACACUCGUAUGAAAAUUUGUGUAAAUCAAUUUGAGUUCAAACAACAAGGAGGAAUAUAAUUUGGUUCGAAAUGGGUGAUUCUAAAGAUAACCUUUUGUGGAUUUCUUGGCAUGACUCUGCUUGGAUACCCAUUCUUAAUCCUACCAAUGUAAUGGAUUACUUUCAGUCAACUACAAACCCUUUCUAUGAUCGAACUUGCAACAAUGAAAUUGUCAAAAUGCAGCGUCUCAAUAUGGAACACCUCAAUAACUUGACAGGACUUGAGUAUAUGCUUCUUCAUGUUCAAGAACCAAUUUUGUAUGUAAUUCGAAAGCAGCAUAGGCAUUCUGCAGCUGUAGUUACUCCACUUGCAGAUUUCUACAUUAUUGCUGGUGUAGUCUAUCAAGCACCAGAUCUUGGUUCUGUGAUCAAUUCUCGAAUUUCUACAACAGUCAAUCAUCUCCAAGGGGCUUUUGAUGAAGCUAGGACAUACUCAAGAUAUCACCCAAGCAAAGGUUAUUGGUGGGAGUUUAAGGAGACAGAAUCGAAAGAUGAAGAUGAGAAGAAAGCACAGAAAAAGAGUUCGAAGGAAAAAGCAAAGGAGGAGAGUGGUUCCAUGUUCCAAAGGCAUCGAGUUAACGUUUUGCUUGCUGACCUUGCCAAAAAGUUUCCUCUUAAAAAUACUCCUUAUCCAGCUACCAAUCAACAACCCGAACAAAGAGCAUUAACAGAAGAAAAUACUAAAGUCGAAGUUAAGGUAGAAGUUAAAACAGAACCUCAAGCCAACAAACCUCCACCAGAGAAAAAGCCCAGACUUGUGUAACUAACUUGUAAUUCUGUUGAUACAAUACUGCAUACUAUUUAAA
Messenger RNA from Daphnia pulex (common water flea), 907 nucleotides. It is a transcript of the gene MED6, whose product is annotated as mediator of RNA polymerase II transcription subunit 6-like. Bases 133 to 864 code for a protein of 243 amino acids. Gene Ontology annotation, molecular function: transcription coactivator activity. The record is from RefSeq and is a predicted model, not a curated record. Gene Ontology annotation, biological process: regulation of transcription by RNA polymerase II. Lineage: Eukaryota; Metazoa; Arthropoda; Branchiopoda; Diplostraca; Daphniidae. Gene Ontology annotation, cellular component: mediator complex; core mediator complex. The transcript has 5 exons.